Molecule: messenger RNA, 531 nt
Organism: Bacidia gigantensis
Lineage: Eukaryota; Fungi; Ascomycota; Lecanoromycetes; Lecanorales; Ramalinaceae
Exons: 2
Coding region: 1-531 (176 amino acids)
Biological process (GO): RNA processing
Molecular function (GO): ribonuclease III activity
Source: RefSeq, a predicted model, not a curated record
AUGUAUCUCACCGCCCCCCGCGACCCAGACUGGACCUCCCGCAUCACCGACCUCGAGAUCCUAACAACGCACACCUUCUCGAACCGCCAACUCGCCAAAGAAGCGCUCACGGCGCCCGGCCGCCCCUUACGUUCUGGCGGUACUGACGGAAAUAAGCGUCUUGCCAUCUAUGGCGAUGCUAUCCUCAAGGUUGCUUUGGUGGAUACGUGGUAUCCGACGCCGCUGGGUCGAGGGAGUUUCUCUCGGACGCUUAACGAUGUGGCGGGCAAUAAUAAUCUUGACCGGGCGGGUCGCGCGUCUGGGCUGGUGGAGCUUGUGUGGAAGAGUCCUGGCGAGAUAGGGGUGCCUUUUAAGGUUAUGGGGGAUACGGUUGAAGCUGUGCUUGGGGCCGUGUGGUUGGAUUCUGGGAUGAAUUUGGAUGCUGUGAAGGGUGUGAUGGGGAGGUUGGGAAUAGGGAUUGCUGCUACUGCUGCUGCCAAUGGUAAUGGUGGUCGUGGGGACGCAAUGGCUAAUGUUAUUGGAUUUGAGUAG